Messenger RNA from Pipistrellus nathusii (Nathusius's pipistrelle), 1380 nucleotides. Lineage: Eukaryota; Metazoa; Chordata; Mammalia; Chiroptera; Vespertilionidae. The record is from the annotation of a GenBank genome assembly.
AUGGGGACUCCUGGUUCUGGAAGGAAACGGACACCUGUGAAAGACCGAUUUUCUGCAGAAGAUGAAGCUCUGAGUAACAUUGCCAGAGAGGCAGAGGCAAGGCUAGCAGCAAAACGGGCUGCCCGGGCAGAAGCAAGAGAUAUACGUAUGAGAGAACUGGAACGACAGCAAAAAGAGGAAGAUUCAGAAAGGGCCAGGUAUUCCCACCGGUCCAGUCAUCACCGUCCUUCUCUGGGAGUUGAGGAUGCAUUGUCCAUUCGAAGUCUUGGCAGUCACAGGUUGGAUGAGAAAUCUGACAAACAGUAUGCUGAAAAUUACACAAGACCUUCAUCUCGAAACUCUGCCUCAGCAACAACCCCUCUGAGCGGAAACUCAUCCAGACGAGGAAGCGGGGACACCAGCAGCUUAAUAGAUCCUGACACCUCAUUAAGUGAACUGCGGGAUAUCUAUGACCUUAAGGACCAGAUACAGGAUGUAGAAGGGAGAUACAUGCAGGGGCUUAAAGAACUAAAGGAGUCUCUGUCUGAAGUGGAAGAAAAAUACAAGAAAGCCAUGGUUUCUAAUGCACAGUUAGACAACGAGAAGAACAAUUUGAUCUACCAGGUAGAUACCCUCAAGGAUGUUAUUGAAGAACAAGAGGAACAGAUGGCAGAAUUUUAUAGAGAAAAUGAAGAAAAAUCAAAGGAGUUAGAAAGGCAGAAACAUAUGUGUAGUGUGCUGCAGCAUAAAAUGGAUGAACUUAAAGAAGGCCUUCGGCAAAGAGAUGAGCUUAUUGAGAAACAUGGCUUAGUUAUAAUCCCAGACGGCACUCCCAACGGUGAUGUCAAUCAUGAACCAGUGGUUGGAGCCAUCACUGUGGUGUCUCAGGAAGCUGCUCAGGUCUUGGAGUCCGCAGGAGAGGGUCCUCUAGAUGUAAGGCUACGAAAACUUGCUGGAGAGAAGGAAGAGCUACUAUCACAGGUUAGAAAACUGAAGCUGCAGUUAGAGGAGGAGCGGCAGAAGUGCUCCCGGGGCGAUGGCACAGCAGCUGGUGACCUGGCCGGGCUGCAGAACGGCUCGGACCUGCAGCUCAUUGAAAUGCAGAGAGAUGCUAAUAGACAAAUUAGUGAAUACAAGUUUAAGCUUUCAAAAGCAGAACAGGAUAUAACCACCUUGGAGCAAAGUAUUAGCCGGCUGGAGGGACAGGUGCUGAGAUAUAAGACUGCUGCUGAGAACGCCGAGAAAGUGGAAGACGAACUGAAAGCAGAAAAAAGGAAGCUACAACGAGAGUUACGAACAGCCCUGGACAAGAUCGAGGAAGUGGAGAUGACCAACAGCCACCUGGCCAAGCGGCUGGAGAAGAUGAAGGCCAACAGGACAGCACUUCUGGCCCAGCAAUAG